AUGGCUUGAUCUAAGUAGAAACACAACAGACAAGUUAUUUUUUUCCUGAUCCAAACCAUGCCAUCAAUAAUCCAUAUCUAUACAUAAAUGUGGACACCCUCUUUGUCUUCCAGCCAUCAGAUAGCAAUGCUAAGGCCACUGAACCAUCUAAAAGUUCCAGCUGAUAAAACUAUGAAGACCAAGGAAACCAUGGAGGGAAUUUUUCUAAAAGAAGGCAUCUUAUUUGACGCCCUAUGUAGGUCUCUUCCCGGGCCCCUUCAGUAGAAAUGGCUCAAGAAGUAGAAAUGUGUGAAGAGGGAACAAACUGCUAUAUUGUCUGUUCCUCCUAAAGUUGUCCCUCCUCCCUCAAGAAACAGGAAGAGAGAGAGAGAAGCCAUUUCUUAAGAAGAACCCCUUUUCUUAAAACCCGAAGGCUCUUCACCAAAAAUCUCUGUUCAGGCACUACCAUGGCCUUUGGUCUGUAUUUCUUUAUCUUGCUUCUCUGGACUUUUCAAUGCAAAGCAGGGUCUCUUAAUGUACAAGACGAAUCUUUAAUCCAGAUUGGUUUUGGCAAUGAACCCAUUAUUACAAACUGCACGGCUACCAUGGCUUGUAAACCUGAAUAUGCAGACUUCGAAAUUUAUUAUUAUCGGAUUGACCAAGAAGGCAACAAAAUCACUGUACAACACAAAUUAUAUACUCAACAAAUUCCUUCUGGGUGUAAUGUGAAUAGAACAUGGACAAAGAAUUACAGACUUCGCAUUGAACCUAUUGACCAUACUUCUGUUACUGGCACCUAUUACUGUGAAGUCAAAUGGAAAUCAUCAACAGUAAGGGGAAAUGGGACAUUUAUACUUUUUAGAGACAGAGGAUACAUAGAACCAUCUGAUACUUUACAGAUGAUUCUCAUCACUAUUAUCAUUAUUUUAGCUAUUUUGACCAUUGUGGGAACAAUCUUGCUGCUCUGGAAGAGAAAGAUGGUGUGGCCUUGGAAAAGCCGUGUCAAGAAGUGCCCAGAUCAGAAUCCAGUGACUCAACAUGCUUCGAGCCACUUAGAACUUCCUGACCCUAUGUACACUGAUUUAGAACCCCAUCCAUCUCACAUCUAUUUGACCUUUGAGAAAAAUGCAAAUAGCCCAUCACAUAAAAAGAUGCCUAUAGCGAAGAUGUGCCAGCAGGAAACACAAGGAGGAAUCCAAGACAUCUAUGAGAACAAUAUCACAGAUUUGUAUGAGAACAUCUAAUGAAAAAGAUUGCACUACACAAUUCUGUAUUCCUUCAGUUCAAAGCAACUAUCUGGACUCCUACAGUCAUUACACAUGACACAAGCACACUGUGGUAGAAGCAAAAUGAUUCACCGAUUUUGUGACAGAACAGUAACCUGCAAAUGCACCUGGAACAGCCCAAUAUUGUUCCUACUCAGCCUACCAAAUCCAUCUCUGUGACAUUAUUUCUUUCAGGUAAACUGAACCAGCUAAUGAAACAACAACAACAACAACAACAACAACAACAACAACAACAACAACAACAACAACAACAACAACAACAACAACAACAACAACAACAACAACAUGACAAUGUGAAACCAGGUGGAAGAUUUGGUAGAAAACCUGGAAUCUUUUCAGCUUGUCAAAAUUAUCUGUAACGUCAGUUCUAGAGGAAGUUCAUUUAGGAACUUCAUGGUGCAGUUGUUAAACUCUGCUCACAACCAGGGUUCAAUUCCAGGUAUUCAGCUCAAGGUUACUCAGCCUUCCAU
Pogona vitticeps (central bearded dragon) is the source of this 1735-nucleotide messenger RNA. RefSeq names its product NFAT activating protein with ITAM motif 1 (gene NFAM1). Lineage: Eukaryota; Metazoa; Chordata; Lepidosauria; Squamata; Agamidae. Gene Ontology annotation, cellular component: membrane raft. Gene Ontology annotation, biological process: positive regulation of B cell receptor signaling pathway; positive regulation of cytokine production; B cell receptor signaling pathway. The record is from RefSeq and is a predicted model, not a curated record. Gene Ontology annotation, molecular function: transmembrane signaling receptor activity.